This is a messenger RNA of Scylla paramamosain (green mud crab), 1191 nucleotides long. Its product is annotated as pigment-dispersing hormone 2 peptides-like. The record is from RefSeq and is a predicted model, not a curated record. Lineage: Eukaryota; Metazoa; Arthropoda; Malacostraca; Decapoda; Portunidae. Bases 183 to 422 code for a protein of 79 amino acids. The transcript has 3 exons.
UCCACUAAAUUCUAGAUACACACACUUAUCUGCCACAUGUGUGCCUCGAGGGGAGGGACAGGCUGUGAGGGGCGAGGGAGGAAGGGGGGCGCGAGACAUAAAUACUGGAUAGCAGCAGCCACCAGCACCAUUCCAGCACCAGCCUUGCCCUAACUACCUUGCCUGCCUGCCUACAGAGCAAGAUGCGCAGCAGUGUGUUCGUGGCCGUGUUGGUGCUGGUGGUCCUCGCUGCCCUCCUCACCCAGGGGCAGGAGCUUCAUGUUCCCGAGCGUGAGGCCGUGGCCACCCUGGCGGCACGCAUCCUGAAGGUGGUCCACGCCCCGCAGGAGGCCGCCGCAGGUCUCCCUCACAAACGCAACUCUGAACUCAUCAACUCGCUGCUCGGCCUCUCUCCGCUGAUGAACGAGGCCGGCAGGCGGUGAUGGGCGAGCCCUUCACGCCCUUCCCUGCUGCAGGCUGAGGCGGGUCGUCGCUGCCCUGUUGCAAGCCUGUCCAUUCCACCACGCAUGUCUUGAGCUAUUUAACGAAUAAACUUAACACCAUCAUCAACGAAAGCCAUGUAUUCCUCAUUUUGACCAUGCUUUUCCUUUUCAUUCAGAGCAAAUGCCCUCCAAAGUCCGCGCCUCAACACCGCCGUCACAACUCAGGCCGGACAAACGCGUCGGUCUUCAUCAAGGCUUCUUUCUACUCAGCAAAACUCUUUUCAAAGCAAAUUUUUCUUUUUUUUUUCUAAUCAGGCAAACCUUUGUUGUAUGUCAAUAAGGUAAGACAGACAACAAUGUGAUACAUUCAGGAAAAAUCAAUGCAGACAACGGAGAGCUUCCUCUCCUUAGCCCAGAUCGGCAGUGUAUACGGGUAUAAUUAUGUGUGGGGUGUGGUUGGAUGGGUGUGUUCCGACUACCCUUAUGGCCUCCUAAACAUCGGCAUCUUAUAAUGGAGAGACAUGCACUAGUGUGUCCUUCCCUGUGAGUCUCGAGGUCUGUUUAUACACAAACUGUUUCGCUAAUAAUUAUCAGACAUCGGUAAUCACUCAAAAAUAAGCAAGAAACACUCCGCCAUUCACCCAUCCUUGUCAGCUCACAGAUCCACCGCUAGGGGCAAAGCUACUCAUUGUUCCGGAGCUCGUCCAUAAAGGGCGGUGCUUUAAUAGGAAACAGUUGAUAAAUAUUCCACAAGACAGAACAGCAGUCA